GCCUUAACGAAAUCAAGGAUUAGGGUUUUGCUUAUCCCCUCUCGCCGCCUCCGCGGCGCUUGGUAAGAACCCUCCUCCAUUUGCGGAGACCGGUUGUUGCCCGAAGCCAUGAUCAUCCCGAAUAAGAACCGCCAUGAAAUCUGCAAAUACCUCUUCCAAGAGGGGGUGCUGUACGCGAAGAAGGACUAUAACCUCGCGAAGCACCCGGAGAUCGAUGUUCCGAACCUCCAGGUGAUCAAGCUCAUGCAGAGCUUCAAAUCGAGGGAGUAUGUGCGUGAGACCUUUGCCUGGCAGCACUACUACUGGUACCUUACGAAUGAUGGCAUUGAGUACCUGAGAACAUUUCUUAACCUGCCAUCGGAGAUUGUUCCUGCAACCCUGAAGAAGUCUUCAAGGCCACCACCGACCCGCCCAUUUGGCUCUGGUCCUCCUGGCGACCGCCCCAGGGGACCGCCCCGGUUUGAAGGAGAUAGGCCAAGGUUUGGAGACAGGGAUGGGUACCGAGGUGGCCCUCGCGCUGGGCCGCCUGGUGAAUUAGGGGACAAGGGUGGUGCACCUGCUGAGUUCCAACCAUCUUUCCGGGGUGCUGGUGGCAGGCCUGGAUUUGGCCGUGGAGGUGGAGGAUAUGGACCAGGUUACAACUUGUUAGCUGUUGGUGUGGCGAAUGCUGAGAUGGAAGGUCGGCUCGAGCUCACAGUGGUUUACGGUCAAAAUCUUGUUGCAAUAUGAGAGCCCUUCUUGAGACGCGAAUCUCGAGUUGGAGUCAACAUGCUUUCUCGUGCAACAAGGCCCAUGUCGGGUGUAGAGUGAGAGUCUAAGAAAUGGGUGUGCUACUUGCAAGCAUUGAGGGAAAAUGUUCCCUGAGUUGAAAAAUAUUUGGGCAUUCUGAUUCUUGCAAGCAUUGAGGGAAAAUGUUUCCUGAAUUGAAAAAUAUUUGGGCA
Molecule: messenger RNA, 941 nt
Organism: Musa acuminata AAA Group (dessert banana)
Lineage: Eukaryota; Viridiplantae; Streptophyta; Magnoliopsida; Zingiberales; Musaceae
Product: small ribosomal subunit protein eS10z-like
Exons: 6
Coding region: 109-729 (206 amino acids)
Cellular component (GO): cytosolic small ribosomal subunit
Molecular function (GO): structural constituent of ribosome; RNA binding
Source: RefSeq, a predicted model, not a curated record